AUGACGACCUGUCCGCACGUCGCCGCUGCGAACCUCCGCCCGCCAGCGCCGACUCAGUCCGUUUACCGCGAGGACUGCACCCUUUGCUUCGACGGCAUCGACGACCCAGCUGGGAUCGAUGUCUGCUUGCACUGCUUCAAUGGUGGAUGUGCGGGCGAGCGAGCUCACUCUCGUCAACAUGCCACCCAUCAUCAACAUCCCCUUGCCGUCAACAUAUCCCGGACCCGGAAAAGGAAGCCACAGCGUGACGACAACGAGCCCGCAGCCAAGAUCAGCAAACUGGAGAUUGUCGCCGAAACUGACGCGGAUCGAUGGGAUACAAAGACAGAUGUCAAGUGUCUUGAGUGUGGUGUGGAUGGGAUCCAAGGGGAGAAAGUGGACGAGGUGGUGAAGAAUGUGCUGAAAGCCAACACCUUUGCGCAGGCGGAGGAAGUAAAGGCAUGGGAGUUGGAGUUGUCGGCAUGUGACCAUGUCCUCUUCCUUCCGCAGGAAACAGGGAGGACAAUCGCCAGUGGGGAGCUCGGACAGUGCAGUGGUUGUGAUUUGAAGGAGAACUUGUGGCUGUGUCUGACGUGCGGCGCCUUGGGCUGUGGACGACAACAGAUGGGCGGCGCUCCUGGAAACUCCCACGCAAGACAACACGGCGAGGCUUCGCAGCAUCACAUUGCCGUUAAAUUGGGCAGCAUCACGGCUGAAGGGAAUGCAGACAUAUACUGCUACAAGUGCGAUAACGAGCAACUCGAUCCUGAAUUGGUCUCUCAUCUGGCCAACUGGGGAAUCGAUCUCGCCGGGAGAGUCAAGACGGAAAAGUCAUUGGGCGAGAUGCAGCUGGAGCACAAUCUCAACUACGAUUUCAGCAUGAUGGGUGACGACGGCAAGCAGAUGACGCCGCUGUUUGGUCCAGGAUUGACAGGCUUGAUGAACCUGGGCAACUCCUGCUAUCUGGCGUCUAUCCUGCAGUCCCUCUUCGCCAUGCCCGAGUUCAAAUCUCGCUACUACCGUCCGGAUGAGCCUCUUCCCCCUCUCGCAGAACCCGCAGCGGAUAUCGAAGUGCAAAUGAGGAAACUUGCAGAUGGACUCCUUUCUGAUCGCUACAGCAAGCCCGAUACCAACAUCGCACCAUCCGACAAUCCCGACGAGAAGUCUCAUCAAAAAGGCUUGGCGCCGGCCAUGCUCAAGCACCUCAUCGGACGCGGCCACGCAGAAUUCGGCACUAUGCGGCAGCAGGACGCAUUUGAGCUACUCCUACAUCUUCUGAAACUCAUCUCCCGCUCCCAAACAGCCGCUCGCACGCAAUACAAAGAUGUCACCGAUCCUGUGGACUCUUUCCGCUUCUACAUGGAGCAAAAAUUGCAGUGUACGCAGUGCAAAAAGGUGCGAUAUCGCCAGGACGAGAUGGAGAAUAUUUCCGUGGCGGUCCCCAUCAAGCGUCUCCCACAACAGGACGUGUCCAUGGUAGAAGGUGAGGAGAAGAAAGGCGCAGAGUUUGAGCCUGUCACGUUGAAGCAAUGUCUUGACGACUUUACGGCUCCAGAAGUGGUUGAGUUGACCUGCUCCGGUUGUGGGAACAAAGGCUUCACCAAGCAAUCUCUAUUCAAGACUUUCCCCACCAUUCUUGCCAUUAACGCUCGUCGCUUUGAGAUCGUCAACUGGGUUCCUACCAAGCAGGACGUUCCUGUAAUCGUCGGAGAUGAUAUCUUUGACAUGGAAAUCUAUCGCAGCCGCGGCAAACAGGUUGACGAGGAAGAACUUCCCGAGGACGAGAAUGCUCCCGCCGCAGGUGCUUUCGUACCGAAUGAGUCGGCGUUGGAGGCCUUGAUGAGCAUGGGCUUCCCGCGAGUGCGGUGUGAAAAGGCACUGCACGCAACAGGCAAUACUGCCGACGCCGAAGUCGCCAUGGGAUGGUUGUUUGAGCAUAUGGAGGACGCCGACAUCGAUGAGCCGCUCGUCAUACCAGGCGCAGGCAACGCCGCUGGAGCCGGAGCUGUAGACCCAGAGAAGAUUGAGAAUCUUGGCAACAUGGGCUUUUCUGCUCCUCAAGCUCGUCAAGCAUUGAAAGAAACGGGAGGUGACAUGGAACGCGCCGUGGACUGGUUAUUCUCACACCCAGACGCCGUGGGAGACUUUGGAGAAGACGAAGCUUCCGGCGCUGCUACCGACACUACCACUGCGCCUCCUGUCGAAGUCGAGGACACAAAGCCCGCGCACUUCACCCUCAAGAGCAUCGUUUGCCACAAGGGAUCUUCUAUCCACGCGGGCCACUAUGUCGCUUUCGUCAAGAAAGAGGAAGAAGGGUUGGGAUGGGUGCUGUUUAAUGACGAGAAGGUUGCGCAGGCAGGAGGCGACGUGGAAGCUAUGAAGAGUUUUGCAUAUGUGUACUUCCUGCGGAGAGUGGAAGCAUGA
This is a messenger RNA of Ramularia collo-cygni, 2403 nucleotides long. Its product is annotated as related to ubiquitin thiolesterase. The record is from RefSeq and is a predicted model, not a curated record. Gene Ontology annotation, biological process: protein deubiquitination. Lineage: Eukaryota; Fungi; Ascomycota; Dothideomycetes; Mycosphaerellales; Mycosphaerellaceae. Gene Ontology annotation, molecular function: protein binding; cysteine-type deubiquitinase activity; zinc ion binding. Bases 1 to 2403 code for a protein of 800 amino acids. The transcript has a single exon.